Molecule: messenger RNA, 3825 nt
Organism: Anguilla rostrata (American eel)
Lineage: Eukaryota; Metazoa; Chordata; Actinopteri; Anguilliformes; Anguillidae
Product: growth factor receptor-bound protein 14-like
Exons: 13
Coding region: 190-1542 (450 amino acids)
Biological process (GO): insulin receptor signaling pathway; negative regulation of insulin receptor signaling pathway
Cellular component (GO): plasma membrane; cytoplasm
Source: RefSeq, a predicted model, not a curated record
CAAAGAGGCAGCUCCGUCUAAUUACCUCAUUUCAGCUCCACUGCAGUGAGGAGAGAGGACCCGCUGCCUCCCGCUCGCGCAGUGUGUGUGUGCGUGCGCGCCUGUGCGCUUCCAGUUGCGCGCGCGCGCGUGUGUGUGUGAGCCAUCUGAUGCACGGGUCUGUGUGUCCCACACAUAGCUGUCUCUACCAUGUUGUGCACACAGUCCUAUAUCAGCUGCAGAGCUAGUCCAAAUUCGCGAGUCUGCUUGUCUCCUAACAGAUGGGUGAUAAAAGUGUACAACGAGGAUAACACGAAUCGGGCGAUAGAGGUCCCGUGUGACAUCACUGCGCGGGACAUUUGCCAGCUCUUCAUUUUAAAGAACCACUGCGUUGACGACCACAACUGGACUCUCUUUGAGCAGCUCUCGCAACUGGGCAUAGAGAGAACCAUAGAAGACCAUGAGUCAGUCAUGGAGGUGCAGGCAUCCUGGGAUGUUGAUGCUGACAACAGACUGUAUUUCAGAAAGAAUUAUGCCAAAUAUGAAUUCUUCAAGAAACCCCUGGACUUUUUCCCGGACCACAUGGUGUCUACAUCAAAUGAAACCAACGGGAUAAUGAACCACUCUCAGCUAAUACAGACGUUUCUAAGCUCAAGCACCUGCCCGGAAAUUCACGGGUACCUUCAUGCUAAGGAGUUCGGAAGAAAAUGCUGGAAGAAGUUCUACUUUGUUUUACGGAGGUCUGGACUCUACUACUCCAACAAGGGGAUGUCCAAGGAACCCAGGCAUCUCCAGUUCAUCGCCGAGUUCAGUGACAGCGAUGUGUACACUUUGCUGUCCGCUAGAAAGACGCAAGGUGCCCCAACCGACUAUGGGUUCUGCAUUAAGCCUAACAAAUCGAGUUCCCCGCGAGACCUGAAGCUGCUCUGCGCAGACGAGGAGCACAUCAGGACCUGCUGGGUGACCGCCAUUCGCCUUUUCAAGUAUGGAAUGCAGCUGUACCAAAACUUCAUCCAGCCACAUCAGAAGCAGAGAGCCUCACCUAUGAGAAGCAUAUCAGAGAACUCGCUGGUGGCCAUGGACUUCUCAGGACACAAGAGCCGGGUGAUUGAGAACCCCUCAGAAGCUCUGUCCGUGGCUGUGGAGGAGGGCCUCACCUGGAGGAGGAAGAGCUGCCAUCGACUGAGUUGUCACGGGAGCCCCUCCGCUUCGCAGAGCCCCCUGUCAAACUUAGCUAUCCACAGAGCACAGCCCUGGUUCCACAGCAAGCUCUCCAGAGAUGAGGCUCACCGUCUGAUUGCAGAGCAAGGUCUUAUUGAUGGGGUGUUUCUGUUGAGGGACAGUCAAAGCAACCCUAAGACGUUUGUCCUGUCACUCUGUCACGCACAGAGAAUCAAACAUUUUCAGAUCUUACCCGUGAAGGAUGAGGGUGAGCUGUUCUUCAGCCUGGACGACGGUCACACGCGGUUCAGCGAUCUGAUCCAGCUGGUAGAGUUCCACCAGCUGAACCGGGGAAUUCUGCCCUGCAGACUGAAGCACCCGUGCACCAGGAUCGCCCUGUGAGCCCGGCACUGACAGGAGCGCCCCAGUCACAGGAGCCCCGGGGAGAGUAACCAGCUUGUUCCGUGCCUUGGACAGGACGUGCACUUGAGCAAACCCAGCCCAAAUCGUCCGUGCAUCACCAGCUCCACCAACCUGUCUUUGAUUCCUGCCAACCCUCCUUUCAUUUUCUCGAAGAGGAGAGAAAACAUGAAAACAUGAGAAUGUUUGGGAAACACAGUAUAUUAAGUUGUGUGAUUGUGUGUGGUACAUGCACUGUAGGCUAACACACCCUAAGCUGUCCUAACACUUGAAUCCCUGACUGUUAAAAAAAAAAUGUGUGUAUAUAUAUAUAUAUAUAUAUAUAUAUAUAUAUAUAUAUAUAUAUAUAUAUAUAUCCUAUAACUUGGUGAGAGGCUAAGAAAAGGAAUAUGAUCAGAGCAGAUAUUUACUGUUUGUGUAUGGUGCCGUUCCUUUUAAACUCCCGUUGAUGUACUGUAUAUAUUGUAAAUCACAAUUUGUUUGCAUAAUAUAUGCGAACACAUGACCGUGUAUGGCCUGAAGGGAUAAAGACUCCAGGUAACAGAUACAGUGGUUCAGCUUAAAGCUACACGGCACUAUCGUGUAAUCAUCUGAAAUGAACUUAGGCGGGCCCCAAAAUCGACAGUUCAUCUGUAACUUUAGCCUACAGUUUAGCCUAAUGAUUGUGUUGUUCUUUUUUUCUGGAAGAGAUAUUGAAAGAUGUGAAGAAAGAGGACCCUGCAGGGAGCCGUAGUUCCCCGUCCCUUUUGCUUCGCUGAGCUUAUACGUUCGUCACUCAAAUCCAACAUCUGUCGGGUAAAAAAAAAAAGCUUUGCUCGUCGUUUUAUUCACAUCUCAAGGAGGUAUUCAGGUAUUUUUUAAGCGGCUGUUCUCUUUGAGAUCUCUGUAUGUACAUGACAACCAGAAGUUGAGUGCAAUUUUGCGGGCACGCGGCAACAACUGAAAUAGGCUACGCCUAUAAUAGCGGUGGCACACAUACGAUGCAGAUUUUAAACCAUGCACUCUUCACACUUGCCCUUACUGUAAUGAGUUUAUGUCGAAUGUAUUGAUAGAAACUGAAACGAUACUCACCCGACCAUCCCUUUGGUUGAAUCAGAGCGGGCCUUUUUUAAAAUGGUGAGACUCAGAACUGAAGGCGUGAGAUGCAAAAUAGGCAGUGAAUGUGAAAUGUUAUACGUUAAUGUACAUUACAUAUUAAAACGAUGCGUAGACUGUUCCCGAAUUGAAGAAAAUCAUGUGCAACGACAUAUUUGGUUAAAUAAUGAUCUUAAGAUACUAUACUAUUACUAUAACUAUUAGAAUGAAGCAAAUAAUGCUACUACUUCGGGUUGUAAAUAACUUUGGAUGACAAGAUGUCAGAAAAGUCCUCACUUUUGAUGUUAAGCCAAUUUAAAAAGACUGUUGCAUUUCAAAAUUACAGAAUGUAUCUUUCUGAUACGAUGCACUUUUUAUUAGAAUAGGCAGGGUGGUGACUUUUUCAUGAACUGAGAGCAGCGAGUUGAAAACAGUAAUGAAUGUUAUUGGACUGCAAUGUUUUGUAUUAAUCAAUGUGAAUUUGCACUGUAUGUGAUAUGUUUUUGUAAUUUUUAUGGAUUUGAAAUUGAGCUAUUAGGCUAACAUAGGUUUGUAAAAUGUUUUACAUCCAUGGACAAGGAUUGCUUUUAAAUGGUUUUUGGUUGACAAUUUUGAUUUCACUGUAGUUGGAACACUGGAAACCAUUAUUUCUGAUACUGAUGAUCAAUAUUAACUGUUAAGGACUGUUAAAACAUCUGGAGUAAAUGCUUGUGUUGUCUGUUCUCCUCUCUGUGGUCAUAAAUGCUUUGCUUACAUUUUGUAUGGGCCUAAAUCCAAAAAUGUAUGUAAUAUGACCAUUUACUGUAUAUAUAUAAUUUAAUGUCUUAUAUAAUGUUUUCUCUGACAUUCUCUUUAUUUUCUAUAUUUGCAUCCCUUGUUGUGUCCUAUUGUCUGCAUUGUCCAAAAAAGCCACUGUGUGCUUAUGUGACCUUUUAGGAGAUGCCAGUUCUGCUGUCCCAUAAUGAUGCUCCAACUUUGUAUCAAUGAUAUGCUGUAAUGUGUUUGCAGCAGUGUAUUUGCAAAAUUGAAAGAACGCCAUCAGUGACCCAGAAAAUAUUGUAUGAUGGUGUCUGCUAGAAGUGGCUGACAUUAUAAAUGGAGGAAAAUAAAUUGAACACUACCUUGUGCAAUGUUUACAGACUUCCCAGUUAGAAUUUGUUCCAAUUAAAUGUUCAUCUUCUGCCAAUACAA